AUGUCAGUUAUAACAGAAGAUGUUAAAAUGAAAGCACGUGAAAAAGUGCAAAAAUUAUUAGAGACUAUGUGUCAUAUUCCAGUUAAGCCGCAAACACCAAUUGAUUGGUAUUAUAAAUCAUCACAAUAUUUAUUAGAUCAAGCUGAAGUCCACUAUAAAGAUGGUCGAUUGGAAGAAAGUUUCAUAUUAUAUUCACGAUACAUCAUUCUGCAUGUUGAAGAAUUGAAAAAACAUCAUCCAGAUUAUCUUUUGGUAUCAGGUGUAGAAAAAGCACGUGCUAAUGAGUUAAUCAAAACGGCAUUUCUGCGUGCUGAAGAACUUAAACAAAAAGUUAGACAAAAAUAUGAACAGAAUAUUAGUCGUUCAGAGGAAGAAAUCAAACGACAAGAAUCUUCUACUUAUAGCGAAACUACUGCCACCACAAAAUCGAAAGACAUGCAUAAUGAAAAUGAACUUGAAUUUCAAAAAAUUAAAGCGAAUUAUGUUUACUCCCAACCGGGAUUAAAAGUAGAAAAUGCGCCUAUUGUGCCGGCCACGGAUAGUGCUCAAUCUCAGAUUAAACAAGAUCUGAGUAGGAAGCCAACAAUUGAUCGUGCAACAAAACCAAAUUUCUCUGCAAAUUAUUCCAAUUUGACUUCCUGUCGUCGUGUUAUGAUACCAUCAGAUAUAACCAAAAUAUUUUUGGAUGUUGCACAACGAAAUACCAUACGAAGUAUUGAAACAUGUGGAAUUCUGGCGGGAUCAAAGAAAGAUGAUCGAUAUGUUAUUACCCAUAUUGUUGUUCCAAAACAGAAUGGGGGACCGGACUCAUGUGAUACUGAAAAAGAAGAAGAAAUGAUUGAAUAUAUCACGGGCAAUGAUUUAAUUACAUUAGGAUGGAUUCAUACACAUCCCACACAAACAGCGUUUCUAUCAAGUGUCGAUUUGCACACUCAUUUACCAUAUCAAAUGUUAUUAUCAGAAGCAAUAGCCAUUGUCAUAAGUCCAAAAUUCGAUGAAACUGGUGUAUUUUCACUGACAAACGAUCGUGGCAUUCCGGUCAUAUCAACGUGCAAUAAGACCGGAUUUCACGAGCAUGUGAACAUUCCACCAUUGUAUCAGCAUAUUGGUUUAUUAUAUUACUUAAAUAAAAAAUCAUUGAAAUCAUGUAGUGAAUGUUAUUUAAUCAAAAUGAAACAAAUGCAAUUAUAUAAUGUUUCAUAUUCAACUUUACUCUAUCAACAACAGUCUAUACCGUCAACAAUCAAUGUUAGAAGUCCGUUUUUAAUUGAUGAUAAAAUCAAUCUUAUUAAAAUAUUGCGUUUCAAUACAAUAUUACCUUAUUUUCAUACGAAGAAACUAUCUGAUUCUAUGUGUAUUGGACUUGAUGUUAAAGAUAAAUUAAACAAUAAAAAUGGCAUUCUAUAUGUGAAGGAAAAAAUAACAAAUAAAAACAUUAUUUUACUUAUGAUUAAUGGAAGUGAAGUCUUUAUAUCUGAUUGUCUAGAUCAUUAUUGGUUUUACUGGCCUAUUAUUAUUGAUGUACUCAAUUAUUUAUCAUAUAAUAGAUAUAAUCAUGGUUUAAAUCGAUAUAUACAGAUCGACAUUGAUGAUAUUUUUCUUGGCUCAGUUGGAUCAAGACUAAAAUCAAGUGAUAUUGAAGCAUUAGUUCAAUCACAGAAAUUUAUCCAAAAAUAUAUCAACAACUUCCAGUUUCGACUUGGUUAUUGCGGAUGGUAUUUUCAACGUGGCACUAAAGAAGAGAAUGAUGCUGAUCGUUUAUUGAUAGAGUACAAAAAUGAAUUUGUAUGGUUUCAUCAUACUUGGAAACAUUUAAAAUUGAAUAAAAUUAUUGAUAAACGUCAACUAAUUGAUUCAACCGAGAGAAACGUUGAAUUUUCACGUAAAUAUCGUCUUCCUCUCGAUCCUUCGUAUACAAUUGGUCCACAUCAUAGUGGAAUUUACCCCAUAAAUCCGAUAGUCUACGAUGUAUGGAAAAAUAUUUAUGGAUGGAAUGUAACAAGUACAGAAAACUAUCCCUAUCAUUAUCCGUCACAGCAGCAUCGAGGUUUCAUUUAUCAAGGAAUUCAAGUUCUUCCAAGACAAACAUGUGGCUUGUUUACAAACACACUAUUCUACGAUCAAUAUCCUAAUGGGAGUCAUCGUUUAGAACGAAAUCUAAUGGGUGGGCAGUUAUUUAGAGCAAUGUUAACAAAACCGAUUUCUAUCUUUAUGACUCACCAGAUGAAUUAUGGUUACGAUCGUUUAGCAAAUUAUUUAUUCUCUAAACUUAUUUAUCAUAUUUCAAAUUGGACAAAUAUACGUUUACAAUCAGUAACAUCGAACGAAUUAGCUCAAAAGUAUUUCAGUCAAUAUUAUCCAAAUGAUCGUGAACCUGUUUUCACCAAUCCAUGCGAUGACAAUAUAUUAUUGAAGUUAUGGUCACAUGAACGUACAGCAUGUAACAUAUUUCCAAAAUUUAUUAUUGUCGGUCCUCAAAAAACCGGGUCGACUGCUUUACACGCAAUGCUUUUGCGUCAUCCAAGUUUGCGUUCAACCAAGGCAUCACUCACAACAUUUGAAGAGCAUGAAGUAGCUCGAAAUCAGCAAAAAAUCACCUUUGAUAAUUUAUUACAAAGCAAUAAAGUUGAUCAAUUAAAAAAACGUUGUUUAAAUCCUGGACAUUAUGACGUACAUCUAAACAGUUGGUUGACAUAUUUCACUCCAAAACAGAUUUAUAUUGUCGAUGGAGAGGCAUUUCGAGAGAAUCCUCAGCCAAUUAUUGAUGAUAUACAAAAGAACUUUUUAAACCUUUCGAUCAUAGUAAACUCAUCAUCAAUGGUUGGUUAUAGCAAAAAAAAACAGUUUUUUUGUCCAAAAACAUUGGAUGAUCGAUUAAAAUGUCUGGGUCCAAACAAAGGACGUUCAUAUCCAUCGAUGGGGAACAAUGUGAGAAAAUGGCUUGACAACUAUUAUUAUCGUUCAAACAAAAAUUUAAUUCAUUUACUUCGUCGAUAUAACUACACAAUUCCAACGUGGCUGUUAGUUAAACAAUAG
Molecule: messenger RNA, 3036 nt
Organism: Didymodactylos carnosus
Lineage: Eukaryota; Metazoa; Rotifera; Eurotatoria; Philodinida; Philodinidae
Source: the annotation of a GenBank genome assembly